Molecule: messenger RNA, 787 nt
Organism: Zalophus californianus (California sea lion)
Lineage: Eukaryota; Metazoa; Chordata; Mammalia; Carnivora; Otariidae
Product: IQ domain-containing protein F1-like
Exons: 4
Coding region: 157-780 (207 amino acids)
Molecular function (GO): calmodulin binding
Source: RefSeq, a predicted model, not a curated record
AGGGAGCCCCACUAUUGGGAGCCAUCCUUGUGCCUGAGUCAUAACUGCCCUUAUGACAUCGUAGGUCUCUCUAUUCACUCUAUCUACCCAUCCAUGGCUAGAGGAACACAGACCUGAGGGGAUUUGAACCAUCUACACCCAAUCCAUGUGGGACCAAUGGAGGAGGAGCAGCCUGAACAAAUUAAUGAACAAAUUGGAGAUGAACCUCAGCAGAAAGAGGAGCCGACUUGGUUAUCCCCAGAAUUACUGACCUCAGAGAAGAAGGUGGAGGCUGAAGAUGUAGAUACAGUCAAGACAGAUAAAGUGGAUGGUGCUAAUAAUGGAGAUAGACAAAUCCCAGGAAACCAAGAUAAGCCCUCUACCAGUAAUCCAGAAGUCAUAAAGAUCCAGGCCUGGUGGCGGGGCACCCUGGUGCGCCGGACACUGCUGCACGCAGUAAUCAGAGCAUUGGUCAUUCAGCGCUGGUGGAAGAACAUCCUGACAAAGCUGAUGGAGAGGAGGCGCCGUGCAGCACUGGAGACCUUUACACGGAACGAGUGGGCGGCAGUCAAGCUGCAGUCCUGGGUCCGCAUGUGGCGCAUCCGUAGGCGCUAUUGCCGUUUGCUCAAAGCUGCCCGCAUUAUCCAGGCCUACUGGAGGUGCCACUCCUGCACUUCCCAGGGUUUCAUCAAGGGCCAGUACAGAGUCACGGCCAACCAGCUGCAUCUCGAGCUAGAGAUCUUGCUGGGCUCAGGGCCUUGCAUUGUGUCAGAGUGUAUUCCCCUCCCAAUAAAGCAGUGAAGUGGUC